AUGUCUUGGGUGGCUGUCGAUGUGCAGCAACUCUGCUUUCGGGUACUGCACUUUAUCAUCAUCAUCAUCAUCAUCAUCAUCAUCAUCAUCAUCAUCAUCAUCAUCAUCAUCAUCAUCAUCAUCAUCAUCAUCAUCAAGGGGCAGAUAAAGGGAGACUUCACGGGACAUUCAGACAGCCAUGAGGCCUUUGCCUGCGCGCGGAGCGCCAAGGACCUUCGGCCUGGGAGGAGGCUGUGGUCGAAAUGGCGGCUGAGCAGCCGACUGGCGCUGCCCCACGUUGUGGAGUACACGCGCAGUGUGCCCAACAACUCCCAGGCUUGGGUCUACUUGGCGCGCGCCAAGCUGGCGCUUGGGGACAAGAAGGAAGCCUACCGCGCGGUGCAAGAGGCAGUCUCCCUGGAUCCGGACAUUUUCCUUGGCUAUGCUUUGAGCUUUCUCGCCGCGCAAGGAGGGCUGGCGUGA
Molecule: messenger RNA, 462 nt
Organism: Effrenium voratum
Lineage: Eukaryota; Dinophyceae; Suessiales; Symbiodiniaceae
Source: the annotation of a GenBank genome assembly